AGUUGCUUCACCACGGAAUAAAGAACCAUGGACGAGGACGAAGAUGAUUUUUAUGAUCCUGCGGACUCUGUGCCGGUAACGCAGUCCCAGAAUGCCGGGCAAAAUGCCCCGACCGAUGCGCAGGCCAACGAGGGCGACGAGGAAGAAAUAGAGGUCGAAGAGGACGAUGAUGAUUUCAACAUUAUUACAGAGGCGCCGCCGGAUGCGCCCCCAGUCGAGGUGUCGCACCCCCGUCAUGCGAACUUACGAGAAUCACAACGUCCGUCGGUCGAUUCGACGCCCAUCCCCAAGCAAGCCACCCCUUCCGUUACUACCCCGAAGGUCGACUCGGUGACCCCGGCGCCCGUCCAGGCCAGGACCCCGGCCGUAGCGCAGAAACCCGGCUCGGCCUACCCGCCGGUCCACGCGUCCACGAUCGACGUCCAUGCGAACCCCAUCCAUCCGAGUACCGGCAAACCGAUCUUAUUGACGGAUAUGGAUACGGACUUCCCGGAGGAUGAUAAGCCGUGGCGACGGCCGGGGUCGGACAUUUCGGAUUACUUCAACUACGGCUUCGACGAGUUCACCUGGGCUAGCUACGUGUUGAAACAACAGGAGUUGCGGAAGGAGGUGGGAGACCAACGCAAACAGUUGGACGAUAUGCAGAGCUUCUUGACCAUGGGACUGCCCCCGAUGCCCGGUGGUCCUCAACCGGGGCCCGGCGGUCCUGGCCCCGGCAGCGGGCCACCGCCGAUGCCGGGGAUGCCUGGCAUGCCCGAUAUGCCGCCCGACAUGAUGCAGGGUAUGCUGACGGGGAUGAUGGCGCAGGGGAUGGAUCCCGCCUCCAUGGACCCGAUGACCUUCAUGCAGCAAGCGCAGGCGAUGAUGGGCGGCCAGGGCGGCGGCGGCGGCGGACCACCCGGACAACCUGGAUUUGGAGGACCGGGUGGUGGACAACCCCAAAUGGGAUUCGGAGGGGGUGCUUUCACCAUCAGCAGCAACAUUCUAAGUCUUAAGAUAUUCUUUUUCCUCGACGUCCUUGAGCUUAGUCCUCAGUUAAUCACUCUUAUACUCAAAAUGUCUUUCCUCCGCAACGUCAAGAACCUCGCUCCCCUCCUGGACCGCGUCCUGGUCCAGCGCGUCAAGCCCGAGACCAAGACUGCCUCCGGCAUCUUCCUGCCCGAGAGCAGCGUCAAGGAGCAGAACGAGGCCAAGGUCCUCGCCGUUGGCCCCGGUGCCAUCAAGGCUGAUGGUCAACGUCUGCCCAUGGGUGUUGCCGUUGGUGAUCUCGUCCUGAUUCCUCAGUUCGGUGGCAGCUCCAUCAAGGUCGGCGAGGAGGAGUACACUCUCUUCCGUGACUCUGAGAUCCUGGCCAAGCUCAGGGAAUAAAUAUAUUCCAUUAGCUCGUAUGAUAUUCUGCCUUCUCUCCACCAGGCCUGAACUAUCGCCGCCUCGAAGACCUGUAUAAUACCAUACAGACAGUGACACUCAGUCCUGUCCUCCCAAACCAACAAUACAAAAAAACCACAAAACGCAUAAAAACAAAUCCACUGCGAGAUUCGCGACGAAUUGUUUGGACUAUCGUCGACAUACGCGCGUCUUUCUCCUUGGCCUAAUGUUUGCUUUCCUCGCAUCUGUGUCUACAUAAAGCGUGAAACGAUCUGUGAUUCUCUUUUGCAUAUUCUUUGAUGUAUUUUUAAUCCGAGCUUCUACCGCAUCACGGUAUAUGUGAUGGAGGUAGUAAUUGGACAUGAUAAUCUCCCCUCUGAGACCGCCC
Aspergillus campestris IBT 28561 is the source of this 1756-nucleotide messenger RNA. RefSeq names its product Cpn10-domain-containing protein. The record is from RefSeq and is a predicted model, not a curated record. Bases 28 to 1368 code for a protein of 446 amino acids. Gene Ontology annotation, molecular function: protein-folding chaperone binding; protein folding chaperone; metal ion binding. The transcript is spliced from 8 exons. Gene Ontology annotation, cellular component: mitochondrial matrix. NCBI's taxonomy places the organism in Eukaryota, Fungi, Ascomycota, Eurotiomycetes, Eurotiales, Aspergillaceae.